Molecule: messenger RNA, 2136 nt
Organism: Striga hermonthica
Lineage: Eukaryota; Viridiplantae; Streptophyta; Magnoliopsida; Lamiales; Orobanchaceae
Source: the annotation of a GenBank genome assembly
AUGGUGCCCCUCAACUUCAUCCAUCUUCGUACCAUUUCCCGCCACAAAGUUGCUCUCGGAACUCUUCUCCAUGGCUUCAUCUAUAGACCCUUUUGCCACUUUCCCGUCGCCGACAGCUCCCCCUCGGCCCCGCCGUCGUCGACGGUCGUCAAACGAGUGUGCUUUUGGGUUUGCGACUCGUAUUAUAAUAACCAACCGAGAAAUAAACCCCAUUCGAAUUCGGUGUUGAACCUGCCGAUUGAUUCCGAUUUUCUGACCACGGAACAGGCGAUCACCGUGGUGGCUUCACUGGCCGACGAGGCUGGUUCAAUGGUGGCGAUGAGUUUCUUCUAUUGGGCCGUCGGCUCGCCUAAAUUCAGGCAUUUUAUGCGGUUUUACAUUGUCUCGGCUACCUGCUUGAUUAAAAAUGGAAACUUUGAGCGGGCCCACGAGGUUCUCCGCUGUAUGGUGAGGAAUGUAGCUGAGAUCGGGAUGUUGAAGGAGGCCGUGGACAUGCUUCUCGAGAUGCCCAGCCAAGGUUUAGUUUUAACUGCUCACACUUUGAAUUGUGUGCUGGGUGUGGUGAGCGACAUGGGUUGUUAUGAGAUUGCCGAGAAUCUGUUCGACGAAAUGUGUGAGAGAGGUGUGGUUCCAGAUUCCUAUAGUUUCGAGUCGAUGGUCGUGUUGUAUUGCAGGCUCGGGAGAAUCUCGGAUGCCGAUAGAUGGUUGGGUGCGAUGUUUAGCAGAGGCUUUCUUGUCGACCGGGCUACCUGUAGUUUGAUUAUUGAUGUGUUCUGUAAAAGUGGUUUUGUAGAUAGAGCUCUACGGAUAUUUAACAAAAUGGUUGAUAUGGGGUUCGAGCCGAACAUAAUCAAUUUUUCUUGUUUAAUUAAUGGGUUAAGCAGCAAGGGAAGCAUUAAACAAUCGUUUGAAGUGUUGGAAGAGAUGGUUCGGAUUGGGUUGAAGCCGAACGUGUAUACUCAUACGGCUUUGAUCGAUGGCCUAUGUAAGAAAGGUUGGACAGAUAAGGCUUUUCGGCUUUUCUUGAAACUCGUUCGGAGCGAAAGUUACAAGCCCAACGUGCACACUUAUACGGCCAUGAUCUCUGGAUACUGCAAGGAGGAGAAGAUGAACCGGGCAGAGAUGUUACUGGUGAAAAUGCAGGAACAAGGGUUAGUUCCUAAUUUGAACACUUAUACUACUCUUAUUGAUGGCCAUGCUAAGGUUGGAGAUUUUGAUAGAGCUUAUGAGUUAAUGGACGUGAUAGAAAAAGACGGUUUAACCCCUACCACUUGUACGUAUAAUGUUGUUGUUGACAGUCUCUGUAAAAGAGGAAGGGUGAAGGAGGCCUAUGGUUUGCUGAAAACGAGCUUUCGGAAUGGGAUUUGUGCCGAUAAAUUUACAUAUACUGUGCUUAUACACGAGAGUUGCAAGCAAGAUAAUAUCAAACAGGCUUUGGCACUUACAAAUAAGAUGAUGAAAAGUGGAAUUGCGCCGGAUAUGCACACUUACACAACCUUGAUCUCAUCGUUUUCGAGGCAAAAGAAAAUCAGAGAAUGUGAAAAGAUUUUUUCCGAUGCUCUCGGUACAGGACUAGCUCCAACCACGCAAACUUACACAUCUAUGAUUUCUGGAUACUGUCGUGAUAAUAAAGUCGACAUGGCUGUGAAGUUUUUUCAUAAGAUGCGUGACAAUGGCUGUACGCCUGAUAGUUUUACUUACGGUGCUCUAAUAAGCGGGCUUUGUAAGGAAUCCAAGUUAGACGAGGCAAAAUGGUUUUUCGAAGAAAUGAUGAACCGGGGUAUUUCCCCAUCUGAAGUCACUCGGCUGACAAUAGCUUAUGAGUUUUGCCGAAAGGGUAAAUCUUUGACUGCAAUGGUCCUCCUGGAUAGGUUAGAUAAGAAGCUAUGGAUUCGUACAGUUAGAACCUUAAUCCGGAAGCUUUGCAGUGAGCAGAAAGUAGAAAUGGCGGCCCAGUUUUUUGAUAAAUUGUUAGACGCAAACCACGCAGUGGAUCGUGUGACACUCGCAGCUUUUAUGAGUGCGUGUUAUGACAGUAACAACUAUGCGCUUGUUUCAGAUAUGUCUAGGAAGAUGACGAAAGAAAAAGGUUCUUCAUCUCAUAAAGAGGAUGCGAGUGAUAAGCAACUAGUCUAG